Molecule: messenger RNA, 1912 nt
Organism: Myripristis murdjan (pinecone soldierfish)
Lineage: Eukaryota; Metazoa; Chordata; Actinopteri; Holocentriformes; Holocentridae
Gene: mxd3
Product: MAX dimerization protein 3
Exons: 6
Coding region: 114-713 (199 amino acids)
Biological process (GO): regulation of transcription by RNA polymerase II
Molecular function (GO): DNA-binding transcription factor activity, RNA polymerase II-specific; RNA polymerase II cis-regulatory region sequence-specific DNA binding; protein dimerization activity
Source: RefSeq, a predicted model, not a curated record
AGUGUUGAGGUUCGUUGAACUGUGGACGUAGCACACAGCCACUUGAAGGCUCCUGACGCUAGUACCUCAGCAGACCGUGCUGCCCCUGUAGCAUUCAUUUUAACCAUUUUAUCAUGGAAGCGAACCAUUGCAAUAUCCAGGUGCUUCUUCAGGCUGCCGAGUUCCUGGAGAGGAGAGAGCGAGAGGCAGAACAUGGCUAUGCUUCUUUGCUGCCUCUCACUCCAGAGGACUCCGAUAAGAGAAGCAAGCAGAGGAGCAAAAAGAUAGCCGCUGGUGGCAAUAGGUCAGUUCACAAUGAGCUGGAGAAAAACAGGCGAGCUCAGCUGCGGCACUGCCUGGAGCAGCUCAAGCAGCAAGUUCCUCUGUCAUCCGACUCGAUGAGGAACACCACCCUCAACCUGCUCAGACGAGCACAGCUUCACAUAAAGAAGCUGCAGGAGCAAGAUGAGCGUGCAGAGCAGGUGAAGGGCCGCCUGCGCUGGGAGCAGAGAGAGCUGCGAGUUCGUCUGGAGCAGCUGCAACGAGGCACAGAGAGGAUGAGGAACGACAGCCUGGGCUCUGCCGUGUCCUCCGAGAGGUCUGACUCCGACAGAGAGGAUGUGGAGGUUGAUGUGGAAAGUAUCGUGUUUGAGUGUAUGGACUCUGAUGGACUGAGCGUUACACACACGGGUGUAGACCACUGUUACUCCAGCAUGGACAGAGCCUGGUUAUGACGGAGUUAAACAGAGCUCAUUAAUCUGACAUGGAGGAAAGGAGGAGGAGAAAACAUUCCAAAUAGAGGCAAAGGCAAGAAUGGUGAGGAAUAUUAUUACUGUACAGUUUAACUCUUAUCUUUGACGGAAGGGGAUAUGUUUUUGGACUUCUUUUCAAAGUAUGUAACGUAAGACUGACUUCCAGCUAAAUGGUAAUGUUGGGCCCCAAUGAGCUGUGUCCAUUUGCACUGAAUAGAAGUUAAAAUCACUGGGCUGGGAAUCUGGGAUGGAUAUGACAUUACACACAUCGAUCCAGUAGAGGCAUUUUACUCCAAAGCCAUGAGGUGGGUGCUUACUGCCACUUGCAAGCAUUCAAAUCCUUUCAUUUGUUUUUAUGUAUUUCAAGGGCUGUUUUAUUCUGGAUUCUUUUUAACUUAUUGUUUUAAUUCAGCAUUUUUUUUUUAAAUACUGAAAUCUGCCUUAAAAAGGUUUUGGUCUGUUACUAUAUACAGCUUUUCCUCAGCACUAAGCUCAUAUUACAAGAAUUAUGUAAAGUCAUAAUGUGUAGCAUGCACUUAUACAGUAACCUGUAUUAUAUUUUGUAUUAACGUUUCAAUGAUAAUUGUCAUGUAUGUUAUUCUUUUUCCCGCUCUUGCACAGAUCAUCCACACAUUGCACUUGUUUUGUCUCAAAAGGGUUGUGGGUAUGUCAGCCUGAACAGUGAAGAGUAAUAAACUGGUCAUAUUUGCACAUUUUAUAUCUGGCAGUUAAGAAAUACAUUUUGAUUUGGUGUGUUGGUACACAUGUAGUUUGUAGUUACGUGCUCAAGUAUUGAUUCUUAUACCCGUGUUGAAGACAUAAGUAGGAAGUACAGCGUCUCCUUGCACAGGACUCAUGAUAGCUAUGUUUUUAUUAAUUGCCAAUAUGGAUUUGAAUGUUUAUGUCCAUUGGAAAUGUUCAUUAUCACAAUUAUACACAUCAUUCCAGGUGCAUUGUUCAUUACAAUGUCAAGCAUGCAACAAAUUCACCAUUCAGGACAUGUCUACUUGUAAUCAUGUAAUUCUUUUCUGUAUUACAGGUAUUUCUAUCUUAUUUGUUAUUAAGUAUUUAAUACUUUGAAGUGCUUUUUUGCCUUCAAAAUUGCAUAUGCAAGAUGCCUUAUUACUUUGUAACAGUGUAUGUAUGCAUUCUGUCUCUUCCCAGUAAAAUUAUGUAGCAUU